AUGGCAGACCCUACAAAUACGCCGUCUGAUGGUGAUCCUCCGCAGCAUAGAAAGACGGGUGUUGCAGCUGCUGCUAAAAACAUUGCUAUGCCUAAUGUGGAUGAUGAUGAUGACUUUGAGCCACCCAAAAAGAAGUGCAAUAUCUCAAUGGAUGCCCCAAAUAAGACGCAGUUGUAUUAUUUGGAUCAUUUGCAUCAUGCUGCUGCUCCAAACAACAAAAAUGGCACUCCACGCAUAAAGUAUUUUAAUAAGAAUAUUAUAAGGGCGUUGUCAAUGGCCGAUAAGCGGAAGCCUCGCCAGGGUGGUGAACCAUUUGGUGUUUGCCCUUUUCGUAGCAGCAGUGAGACAUGUUACGUCUCAAAAUCGCCAACUACUUGCCAGAUUGAGUUUCCUAUGAGGCCAGAAACUUUUGAUGAAGACCCAAAUCAACAUGAUCGACUUCCCAAUAUAAUCAUCCAACUCCCUCUUAUGCAAGACUUGAUGGCAAAUAAGAUUCAGAUGCUUCAUGUACAUCAACGCCAGAAGUUCCAAGCUACGUUGAUUGAUUAUGACUUAGAGGUUGGCAAAAUAUUUGCCUCUAUCAAGCAAUGUUUGAAUACUAUUGGUACAAAGCAGUCGAAUCUAGCUGCUACAUUUGGAGAAUUGAUUGAUGAGGUUCUUCGGGCCGAUGAAUCUGUUACACCAAAUACUACAGUGGUAGGUGGCACAGUUGACAAUGAUUCUGGACCAGUAUUUGACAAGACUCCUAUUGGGAGUGUUUCUGCACCAGGUCUCUUCUUAUCUGAAUUAGAAUGUGCUCGCGCUCUUCAGGCAUACUUGUGUUCUAGGUUCAUUGAAUUGGACAGAAAUAUAAUUGACUUUGGUGAACAUCGCACCAAUUGUUGUGACAUACAACAAUCUUUUGCUGAUGGCGCAUGUCUCGACAACGUGUUUAUGCAAUGUUUCAUUGAGUGUGUCCGCGAUGACUGGUCUAAACAUAUUCCUCCACUCAAUGCUCACCAGCUCAUUCUAGAUGUUAAUGUUGGGGCUAUAUUGAACUUUGAGGAGCAAGAGCAACAUAGUAAGUCUCCUCGUCCAUUUGACCCUUCAGUUUUGGAGAGUUACCUAUUGAAGACACUGCCUUCUUUCAAGCAGCUGGAUGACUACAAAUCAAUAAUGGUACCCAUGCUACGAUCUGGACAUUGGACAUUGUAUGUUGUUAAUCUUCAGAUUGGACGCAUACAUGUGUUAGAUUCCAACCCUUAUGGACCAGAGAUGGGUGGGACUAUCUGGAAAAAUUACCAUUGUAUACCUAUGGAUUUGGGUGAUAGGAAGGUUUCAUGGGCCAGGUUAAUGAUGAGUAGGCUCAAUCUAGCUAUUCAAAAUGCUCGACCAAGAUCAGCUCUCCCUGCUUUUUUGAAGUACCCUAUUGAACUCAUGAAUAACUGCCCAACAAUCAAAUUGGGGUCUAAUGAUUGUGGAUUCUUUGUCAUGAGAUAUAUGCAGAACUACGACUACAUGGUUGGAGCUAUGAAUGCAGUCAUUGAUCCGGAUAAUUCAGAGGACAUUCGCUCUCUUGUACUGCAUUACCUAAUAUUCCAUCGACUAAAUAGAAACAGCUCCGUGGUUUCCCAUCUGGAUAGAUUCAAGUUCUCUCAGUAGUAGCCUAGUAUAGUUUACUAUCUUAAUAUUAGUAUGAACAUCAUGGUCUGAUGGCUUUUGGUGGCUUCAAGUUAUCUCAGUUCUAGCUUAGUUUAGGGUAGUGUCACUGAAUGGUGUUCAUGUAAAUAUUGGUUUGUUGGCUUAUGU
Molecule: messenger RNA, 1788 nt
Organism: Zea mays
Lineage: Eukaryota; Viridiplantae; Streptophyta; Magnoliopsida; Poales; Poaceae
Exons: 9
Coding region: 1-1641 (546 amino acids)
Biological process (GO): protein desumoylation; proteolysis
Cellular component (GO): nucleus
Molecular function (GO): deSUMOylase activity
Source: RefSeq, a predicted model, not a curated record